AUGCGCAACCCCGAUACUGUAUUACCUACCUACUUCCCUCCGCGCCGUGCUUAUACUUUACCUUCGUACGACCCGUAUCUUCCUAGCGAUCGAAUGACACCCACGGGUACGAACUAUACUGUGACUGCCCCUGAUAGGAAGAGAAGAUGGUUCACAUUCAUAGUGGAAUACGCUCAUGUUAUAGGGCUCGUUAUUGCCGCUAUUGGAAUCGUUGUCGCUGUUAUUGCUGUCGUGGUCAAUCGAAAGAUGGACAUGCGUUACCCCAACCAGGCCCACACUACUGCAGCCUCUUGGGUUACCACCAACCCCACGCUACUACCCUUACACAUUCAGCCAGCCAGCCCUGGAUAUGAGCUUUUGACUGUCCUUCGAUUGUGCCUCGAAGAAUUGAGAAACAUUAGGCAAUUACUGGCCCGUUUAGUUGAAGCCGUUCAACCACUGUUUCAACUUCUUCACAGAGACGCCUGGUACAUGUUUGCUUAUUUUGUUGCCGACUGGGUUGUCGGUCUCAUCGCCUCUGUUGCUGGCGUUAUUCAGGCCAAGAAAUAGGAUACGGGGGAAAGAAAGAGUCAGACUUCGCUUGCGAGUAGUGCUGGUCAGACACACCCAAGAUCAGACUGAAGUCGAGAGACAGUGAAAGGAGAGGAGCGGAGGAAAGCAGUGCGCGUACUUUUUGCUAGGAGGAAAGAAGAAGUAAUUUGUGUUGUAAGCAGGAUGCGACAUGCCGUUCGUUGAAAGGGUUGUGGAGGAGUUACGGGGAGUCUGUUACUGGAUAUUCUAGAUAAGCCAAAGGCUUCGCAAGCCUGUAUAUAGUACAAGUCUAGCUUUGCGUAAUCCUAUUACAAUUUGUUGUGACGCUACAGCUGCAUUACUCACGAAGACGUUGUGUUG
Messenger RNA from Alternaria alternata, 891 nucleotides. RefSeq lists its product as hypothetical. The record is from RefSeq and is a predicted model, not a curated record. The transcript is spliced from 2 exons. Bases 1 to 549 code for a protein of 182 amino acids. NCBI's taxonomy places the organism in Eukaryota, Fungi, Ascomycota, Dothideomycetes, Pleosporales, Pleosporaceae.